CAGCUCUACAGCAUCCCUCUCUUCUUCAGACCCUGCAUCAUCGCCAUGCUCUCUGGCUAUCACUACAUAUUUGGUGCUGCAACAGGAUAGCAAUGCUCAAGUAUACCUCUCUGAAGCACUUCGAAAAGUCAUGUUCAGGAUGGUGUGCCUUCGUUUCUGCCUGCCAAUCCUUCAAGUUGGUGGCUUCCACGCCCAUGUUUCACAAGACAAUUUCGUUGUCAUGACGUUCUGUCUCGUUGGAUCUAUACAACGCGCUUUUUGACGCGUGGAUGGCUUUCAUUUCGGAGAUUUCCAACGCAGCGAAAUCCAAAUCUGCCCAAACGGUAGCUAUAUCACAAUGCUGCUCGAGAGGUCUGCGCUUGCCUGAGAUCGGCCAUCGCGGCUUUUCCCUUCCUUCCGCCAGCUUCAAUUGUAAAUCACUCCGAGUCUGCCCCCCGUCUGCUUGAUUUGAGUUCUCUUGCAUUAUCACUGUUGCCAUGCUCUAUCGCUCAACUUUUGGAACGUCUUUCGGCUUUGGUCGUUUGGUCAUCCCGGUCGGGAUUUUGACCCUUGGCUUUCAUUUUCAAUUGCAUCGUUGCUGUCCCUAUCUAUUCCGACCUUGACUUUCCCUCCAUCGGUUAAACAUGGCUACCCAAGUGUUACCCUAUCUUGUUACGAGUCCGUUCAGCGGUCAUUUUCAGGCAAAUUCGAAUCUUCACGGCUCCGGCUCCGGUUGCUCUGGCGCGCCACCCAAUCCUUCUGCUUCAUUGAGGCCUUUCUUCAUCCACCAGGACUACCAGACAUCAUCAUCUUCUGUUCUGUCGAUCGCACCGACACCAAACAACGAGAAUUGGCACCCACAAGUAGCCAGCGCCGAGGUCAUCCCAUCAUCCCGCCUGGCGACUGCAUGUUUGCCAAAAACAUCGAGUAGACGAGCAGCUAAUCGAGAUGGACGUUUACAGAGCACUGGCUCGAGUGCAAAUCUCCCCUUCGAUUCUCCCAUCCCGUCGAAGUCCUCGGGUCUAAACUCGACGCCGAAAUUGUCUUCUACUGCAGUCAAGGCUCGCCGGCUGUUGAUUGAACUGCCCAAUGAAGAGAAAGGGACGGCAAGAUUGCAUACUCAGGCACGAUCACCGCUUUCGGUGCAGGACAGGGCUCUAACCGUACUGGCCGGGUCAACUCCGUUGGUGGUGGGAAAGAACCAAGACAGGAGAACGGAUCAGCCAGUGGACGGUAGACGGUCAUGCAGCAAUCAACUGGAAUACACAUCUCAGCAACAUUGCUACAAAGGUUUAGAACUCCCAAUCCACACUUCGGAAACCCUGCCGGAGGCUGUGGAGACCUUUCUACCUUGCCACAAACAGCGACAUUCCACUGCCUCAUCUGCUUUCGUGCAUACAAUGAAGACAGCAAGUUUGAGUAACGCUAGCUUUACCGUCGCUCCUUAUUCAUCACGCUUCGCCCGGUCGACCGACAGCUAUGGGAUGUUCGGCUCUCUCGGGCGCCUGUCGACCGAUAGUGACCGACCUGCCACCACCUCAUCGAUAGACGAAGCCGCGUUUCGGAGAGGCAUGAAACGAAGACAAAUCCUUGCCGAACUCAUGGCCACUGAAGAAAGCUAUGUCGCAGACCUGAAAGCUCUCAUCUAUCUUUACUCCACUCUGCUUGCCAGCACGGUGACGACGUCAAGUCGCCUACGGACGUCCAUUCUGCGGAACGUUCAUGACCUUCUCCACCUGCACGAAAGCCUUCUGGAACGAUUGCAUCAGGCUGCAUUCCAGGCUGCAGCACGCAAGUGGGCAGACACAGUUUCCUGCCGACACCUCGGGUCCCCCAGACAGCACAGACUUUGGCGAAGCUUGGGGUCCAAUGUUGCAGUCAGAUUUAGCCGAGACCAUCGGCAAACACGCAGCUCUGUCGACUCCUUGGAUGCGACCCGCAGUCGAGCGUAUCUGGGAUGUGCAGAUCCGGGCGAUGUCUCUGACAUUGCCGCUAUAUUCAAAGAGUUUUUAAAUGACUUCCUCGUAUAUGAGGAAUACUGCGCCAACCAUAGUCUAAUUGCUCAUGAGCUUCAGAGACAGGUGCCAACUAUGUGCUCAGGCUAUGAAGCAGGGAUCGAGUCCUUGGCCAGGUCCCUGACCGCCCUGGCGCGUAAGCACCAGAACGAGAAGAAGGGCCUCACGGUUGGGGAUCUAUUGAUCAAACCUAUACAACGUAUGACCAAGUAUCCCCUGCUUCUCGAUGAUCUGCUGAAGCAAACACCUGCUGCGGAUUGUCCCAGUGCUCACAGCGAAGUGCGAUCAACUCUGCUUUGUCUGAGGGAAGUGGUGCAAACCGUCAACCACGCGACGGACAAUUUUGAAGCACGGGCCCAAGUUCAACGGCGGUGGUCACUUCAGGCAAGGCUCGACUAUGGGAGGGUAACCUUGAAAGUCGAACAGUUCCGCGCCUUGGGCAAUAUUCGGCUUUGUGGCGUCUUGCACGUCACUUGGCAAACCCGCAGCAGAGUAGAUGGAUCUUAUGCCCUUUGCAUAUUGUUCGAUAGUAGCCUCGUGGUUGCAUUACCUGCAGGCGCCAGUUCACGGUUCGAAGUGGUCGCCUUUAUUCAUCUGUCAGAACUAAAGGUUGAAUCGUCCAGCGAUGGACGAGGUCUUCAGUGCCAUUCUGCUUUGUACACGUGGAAGGCCUGCUUCGAAAUCAAUGGCCACCUGCAUGAAUUCAUAUUCAGCGCAUGCUCUUCUACAGAGGAGGAAGUUUGGAAGAGAUACAUGCAAAUUACUACUGUCAAGCGAACAACAGAAUGUUUGCGUGAGAUACCCGGCAGCAUUGGUCUUGAUCUUAGAUCUACUGGGGCCGUGUACAGUGUGCAAGCCCCCGAUCUUUCCAGGAACCCAUCGGUGCAGAGAGCAGCGACAGUUGGCAAUCGAGCCAGUAUUUGCCAGGUGAUCAUACGAAACACGCACAACCCGCAUGAUUUUCAUGAGUUCCGACAGCCAACGGCGUCGGCGAUGAACAGAUCCCAGUCCCAUUUGACAUCGAAUCGGAUAGUGGUAUUGUCGCCGAAAAGAUCCGAGAGAGCAAGACUUGAAGCAACGCUGAGCGACGUGUGGACCAAGGAUAAACUGCCAUUUCCAGGAAUGAUCGGGUCUCGUGGUGGCCAGAUCAUCCGAGCCUCAGCAGGGACGUUGGUACGAAAAUUGAGUCUGGCAUCGAUCCAUGCCCCGUUCUCGAGACGUUCUGGUAGUCUGUCACUAUCCAGUCGGAAAUCGUACGACGGGUUGCCGGAGAGCCGGCGAAGUCGCACAAAGCAUUCUACCCCUGUCUUCGAGGUACGUAAGGAAAGUCUGGACGAGUGUAUACCGGUGAGGAAGAAGUCGCAUGACGUGCCAGAACUUGAUACAAUGGACAGUCUGAUCAGUCGCAUGAUCGGAAAUAACCAUGGCACAAAGCGCUUGUCCUUUUCUCAUACUGGAAACGGCAUCACAAGGAGCGGGACCAAGAGCAAACGCGGCCAGAGAGAAGUUGUGUCGGCCUUGAGACCCGACGAUCCAGCAGAAAUCUUCUACGCUGAAGAGAAGGGUUGCGAGGAAAAGCAAGAAAUAGUCGAGGACGGCUUGACCGGUCGCAAGAAGCGCUGGAGCAAUCCGCUUGGAAUUUUGAGAGGUUUAUCGGCUGAAGGUCUGCGACACAUGCUGUAUUCGAGUAGAUAGUCGUGGCCGCGAAGUCUAGGCGGUAUGUUUAUUAGUCAUUGUCCAUCACUCUGAGCAGUAUUAUCUUUGGGAGACGAACCAUAAGAAUAAGCAUGGUUAUUAUGCCUGAUAUUGAGUUGA
This is a messenger RNA of Exophiala dermatitidis NIH/UT8656, 3809 nucleotides long. RefSeq lists its product as uncharacterized. The transcript is spliced from 2 exons. Bases 624 to 3689 code for a protein of 1021 amino acids. The record is from RefSeq and is a predicted model, not a curated record. NCBI's taxonomy places the organism in Eukaryota, Fungi, Ascomycota, Eurotiomycetes, Chaetothyriales, Herpotrichiellaceae. Gene Ontology annotation, biological process: regulation of GTPase activity. Gene Ontology annotation, cellular component: cytoplasm. Gene Ontology annotation, molecular function: guanyl-nucleotide exchange factor activity.